GGCCUGCUUCCGGUGCGGAUCCUGCUUCCGGUGAAGUUCCUGCUUCCGGCUCGAGGCCUACUUCCGGUGUCUUUUCACCGGAAGUGGAGAGUGGAGUCCUGCGAGGCCUCCAUAGGCGUCACGGCCUCUCCCAUGGAGGAGCCUGUGACCUUUGAUGACAUCGCCAUCUAUCUGAGCCGUGCAGAGUGGGACAUGUUUGCAGAGGAGCAGAGGGAGCUGUACCGCAGCGUCAUGCUGGACAACUAUGAGCUCUUGGCAUCACUGGGAUACCCAGGCUCCAAACCUGACAUUCUGCAUCGGCUGGAGCGUGGGGAAGAGCCCUGGGUCAACACCCCACAGAGCCCAGUGAAGUGGGAUGGACCUGACAGACCUCUCGGAUGCAAUGGGUACAAGAGAUGUCUGGCAGAGUCGUACUCUGGCAGUUGGCUGAAUGCUGACAAGAAGAAGGUACUGGAGGAGACACACCCCACCAGCCAUAGAAAACGAUGUGAGCCAUGGCGGCUGCGGUCCAGCAGACUGCUGAAGAAGUUUGGUUGUCUCAAGGGUAGGAACAAGUUGCGGUCAGAGGCGGCCAGCAGCCAGCCAGCACCAGAGGGAAGCCAAGAGAGGGCUCAGAUGGCCUGUUUGACCGGGAAUUUAGAAAUGGAGGAUGAAGAAGGGGCCAAGACAGAAUUAGCACGAGGCAUGGGAAAUAUGGCUUCUUGCAGGCGUCUGCGUGAUAACUGCACGCAGACCUUUCAGGAGACUGUACAAAAGCCACAUCGUGUUUUGGAGAAAGUAAGUGUUUUCCAGGCAAACAGGGAACGUGGGGAAUCUUCUACUGAGGAUCUGUACAGAACUGUUCUGGAAGACCACUGUUACUGUGUGAGUAAUGCGCUGCACUGCACUCUAUUUCCGCUUGCUCUGAGAGAUCAUGACUACUGCAGUAACAGUAAUAGUGGUGUCUCAGUGCUCAGAGACCACGAAUACUGCCAGGUACAAAGGUUUUCUUAUCAGGACAGAGUCCGUAAAGUUCUUUGCCGUACUUGCAGGGCUCGUGCCAAAGCUUAUAGGCUAGUUAAGCGAAAGUCCUAUGUAGAGCGUAUCAUCUGGAAAGCCAGGCGAAGUGUGCGACUUCUCAAGCCCACCUUCAAAAGCUUGUGGUUUCCUCAAGCUUUCUUCUGCACAAAAUGUCAUUGUGCAUCUCCCGUGCCAUUAUCUGUUGCUCUGGCAAGGGCAGCUAACUGCGCAAAGGAAACUUGUGGGGUGUUCUGUCCUCCUGCAGAGCAGAUGGCUGUGCCCCAUCAGUGUCAGAAGAAAGAAGAUUCCCAAGAGGUAGCUGUGCUCUCACAGCCUGAAAAGGACUCUCAGGAGCAGAUAUCAGAAGCCCCUGCAGCUCUUAUUGAAUUAACAGUUGUAUCUACACCUCCCAGUGAAGCUGAGGAGGUGCAUGGGGAAGCAGCACAACCCAAGGCACUUGUGCACCAAGGGAUGCAGGAGGCAGAGUCGAAGUCGAUCCAUGAACCUGAUACUCAGCAAAACACUGAAGGAUACAAAAGUGUUAAUCCAAGUUAUGUAUUGCUGCAUGAUGCUUAUGAAAUGGUUGUGUGGACUGUUGAUCACAUGCUGGAAUCUGUAUGCCAGGCAUUUGACCUUCGUGGCUAUAGUCGGUGUAAGGAAAUGCGGUCUGUGAUUACCCAGUCUGACAGCUGACCAUCAGAACAUGAGCAGCUACGCCUGUUCUGUCACAGUGAGCAGAACCCUGCAGCAAAACCCACUAAUGUGGCUUAGCAGGAGAAACUGAAAGAUGUGGUAAGGGAUCAGUGCAUAAAUGGAUACUACCACGUAAAUGGAUGCAAAACUUGGUUUGUAGUGCCUGCUGGGAAAAGGGUGAUCACCUGGGAGGCUUCAGGGAAAAGCCAGAGGAAGAGAACAUGCAGGACCAGUGCAAGUAAAAGAGGAAGAAGCCUGGGAAAACUUAGAAGAGGUGGAAGAAUAAAGGCAGCUGUGUGUUAGCAGGCUGCUGCCCUGCUGCACUUUCUGGCUAAGCUUUGUGCAAUCACUGUGGACGUUCUCUUUUUGAGAGAACCCCAUUGCCACCUGCUUGUGUGAGCACAUGCUCACGUGUAUGUCAGCAUGCGAGCUGUGCUCCGUUGCCUGGGCUGGACCUGGCAGAGAUCUCAGGGUGCUGCACUCAGCUUUGCAUUGGUACAGAAGCUUUGCAUUGGUACAGACAGCGUGUGCAGUGUCCUGGGUUCUCCCUCACAUAAUUUAAGUCUUUUGAACAUAGGGGAAUUUUUAAGAUGGAAUGAUAAUCUUGUUUUUUUAAAGAAACUGCCCAUCAAUUGUUGUGGAAGCAGGUGGGGAUGUGCUGUGCAGAGCCUCGCUGCAUUCCCACAUGAAAGCUAUUGGGAAAAAAUCAUGGCAGGGGGAGGUGAAGUUCCGAUAGUGAGAAGGCCAUGAAGAGCUGCUGGGGUUGCGCUGUGUCAAUGCAGCUGCAUCCAACAGUGUGGCACAGCCCAGCAGCUGAGAUGGCUCUUUGUUUCUCACCAUCCAACUGUAUUUUCAUUGUCAAUAAAUGAAUUUUCCCCACGUUGA
Coturnix japonica (Japanese quail) is the source of this 2577-nucleotide messenger RNA. RefSeq lists its product as uncharacterized. Lineage: Eukaryota; Metazoa; Chordata; Aves; Galliformes; Phasianidae. Gene Ontology annotation, biological process: regulation of DNA-templated transcription. The record is from RefSeq and is a predicted model, not a curated record.